AUGGAAUCGUGUAAAUCAAUGUUGACUCAAGUGGAAGAAAGAUUGAAAUUAGAAAAAGAAAGUGGAGGUGAUCUUGUCAAUUCAACAAAUUUCAGAAGGCUAGUGGGAAACCUCAGGUACUUGACAACAACAAGACCUGAUAUAGUUUAUGGAAUUGGACUUAUAAGUAGAUUCAUGAACUCGCCAAGACAAUCACAUUGGCAAGUUGCAAAGAGAAUUUUGAGUUCUUCCAAGCCAGAGUUGAUUGGAUACACAAAUAAUGAUUGGGCAGGUGAAACUGAAACUCAAAAAAGCACUUCGGGUUAUGUUUUCUAUCUCGACACAUGUGUGUUUUCUUGGUCCUCUAAGAAACAACAAGUAGUUGCUUUGUCAACAUCAGAGGCAUAG
Molecule: messenger RNA, 387 nt
Organism: Lathyrus oleraceus (garden pea)
Lineage: Eukaryota; Viridiplantae; Streptophyta; Magnoliopsida; Fabales; Fabaceae
Product: secreted RxLR effector protein 161-like
Exons: 2
Coding region: 1-387 (128 amino acids)
Source: RefSeq, a predicted model, not a curated record